AUGGCAGACCUCGUCGAAUCAGUCCUGGCCGCCGACGCCAACGCCCAGCAUGCCGAAAAGCCGGGUCCAGCUAUCCCGGACGGGGGAAACAAGUUCCAACAGGCCAUCUCAGCCUGGAGAACCAUUGACUACACAAACCUCAUUUCGAACCUCGACAAUACCGCCUCCGAGAUUGUCGCAUACCAGAGGGAUUCGACCGUCCAGCGAAAGGAGCUAGCUCAGAAGACGAAGGACUUUAGAAAGCUCGACGAUGCCACGAAACUGUCCGAGAUCAAGGGCCUCUUAAAGGCCUACCAAACCUUCAUCGACCUCCUGACGAACCACUCCAAGUCGAUCAACUCCGCCUUCCUGCAAGCCUACACGUCUCUAUCCGAUGCCCCCGACCCUUACCCGCUGCUCGAGGCCUCCGUCGACUCUAUGCUCGUCUCCGAAGACACACUGCCGAAGCUCACCGAAGAGAACCAGCACCUGCAGAAGUCCGUUGCAAAGCUGACGACACAGCUGGAGGAGACGGAGUCGAAGCUGCAAACCGAGUCCGCGGCGAAGAAGGAGCUCGAAAGCAGUCUGGAGAGCAGGGUCAAGGAGGUUGAGGCUUCCUGGGUUGCUGUUCUCGAUGAAAAGAAGGACAACUGGGCGUCCAAGGAGAAGACGCUGGAGGAGAAGGUCGAGAACCAGGAACGCCUGCUCAACGAGAUCAAGGCGAGCUACGAGGUCAACCAGCGACUGGGCAAGACGGACGACGGCGACCAAGAGGGACAGGCCCACGUCACCAGCGCCGAGAUUGAGAUGCUGCACUCUGACUUGGACCGGACGAGCGCGCGCCUGGCAGAGAUCGAGGCGCGAAACGAGCAGCUGCGGCUGGAGCUGGCACAAGCAAAGUCGUCCGUGCCAUCGCAAGCCCCUGUGGCUUUGGAGGACGACCCAGGAUACAUGCGCAUGCGGUCCGAGAACUCGUCCCUCAUCCGAAAGCUCGACGCGGCCCGGGUCGAGAAGGAGGGACUCAAGCGUGACCUUGACAGCAGGCUGCGCGGCCUGGAGAGGGAGGUUGGUUUGCUCAAGGAGGAGCGCGACAACCUCAGGGCCAAGGUGCAGAAAUGGAGCGACUACGACGACGUGAAGCAAGAGCUCGAAGUGCUCAAAAGCAUCGAGUUCUCCACGGGCGACGAUGACGAUGUGCGAGAGGCUACCGAGAGUGCCGCCGAGGCCAAGAGCCAAGGCGACACGCUUGAGAAGCUGCUGCUGGCGCGUAAUAAGAAGCUUGGCGACGAACUCACCAUUCUACGCGUCUCCCACCAGGACCUCCAGACAAAGCUGUCCGAGCUGCAGGAGGAGAUGUCCAGGACCAACAUGGACCUGGAAAAGUCGCAGCAGCUGAACGAGCGGCUCGAGAACGACCUGGCGACGCUGCAGUCGGAGUCCUCAAAUGCCUUCCCAUCAGGCGCAUCCGUAGCCGGCACCUUCAACCGGUACGCACCGUCCGUCGCGCCGGGGCGGAGGCCUGUCGGAGGAAGGGUGUCGCCCACGUCGUCAAUCAUCAGCGGCAUCAACCCUCGCACGGUUGGCGAGGAACCGAUGGGCGGUGGCUCAGGUAUCCUGCCGAUGAUCACUGCGCAGCGCGACCGGUUCAAGAAGAGGAUCGCCCAACUAGAGGGGGAGCUAUCCGAGAGCCACCGCACCAUCUCGCAACUGCGACAGGAGGUGUCAGCCCUGCAGAAGGACAACCUCAAUCUGUAUGAGAAGACGAGAUACGUGUCGACGUACAACCGCGCCGGCCCGUCGGCGUCGUCGUCCUCGGCGGCAUACUCGUCAAAUCCCAACCCGUCGACGGUAUCGAUUGGCGGGACCGGAAACCCAGGCAUCACGAUGGACAGGUACCGCAAGGCGUACGAAUCGAACAUCUCGCCGUUUGCCGCCUUCCGAGGGCGCGAGUCGGCCAGGGCAUACAAGCGAAUGAGCUUCCCGGAGCGCGUGGUGUACUCGGUGACGCGGAUGGUCUUGGCCUCGCGGACGAGCAGAAAUCUAUUUGCGGCGUACUGUGUCGCAUUGCACCUCCUUGUCUUCUGUUCUCUAUACUGGCUCGGCACGGUCGACGUGGAGAAGCACGCCAGCAACCUGGGCAAGUCGGCAGCAGCAGCCGCCGCAGCGGGCGCCGGCGGCCCCCCAUCAACAAAAACGUCCAACAUGCGUUCCGCAACUCUGUUGGUGCCAACCCUGGCAUCUCUCGCCCUGGCGGCGCCCACAUACCCCACUCUCAACCUCCAUUCAGCCCUGCCGGGAAACAUUGAGGAUAUUUCCGAGUACUUCAACAUGCUCGCCACCAAGGUCCAGGCGCUCAAGUACCUGUCAGCCGAACCGGUCUGCGACCUGACCAAGGCCAAGAUGGUUUCUCCUGCCGAGGACCUCCCUCCACCGUCCGCGGGCCUGACUCUAAAGCACGUCGCCAUCGGCCGUGGCACCCAAAACUACACAUGCGACACCAGCAACGCAACAGCUGUGCCCGUUGCCACUGGCGCCAAAGCCACUCUCUUCAACGCGAGCUGCGUGGCUGCCAUGUACCCCGACCUCCUCGAGAAGCUGCCCUCGGUCUCGAUGCAAUUCAACCUCACCGACAGUGACGAGCAACAACGACUCGGCCCCAGCAGCCUUGCCAUCUCUGGACACCACAUCUUCCCCACCACCGGCGUCCCGUUCUUCCAGCUCGCGACCGAUGGAGUCGAGAUUGGUGACGCAUGGUGCGCAAAGAACUCUUCCAUUGCCGCGCCCACCAUGGCGGCCAAGGGCCAGCAGGGUGAGGGCGCCGUGCCGUGGCUGAAGCUUCUCACGACGGCGGGAAGCACCGGAAACCUUCAAGAGGUCUACCGCAUCACCACUGUUGGCGGCAGCGCUCCCGCUACUUGUCAAGGCCAGCCCGCCGCAUUCGAAGUUCAAUACGCUGCCGAGUACUGGUUUUAUCAAGGCAAAGCGCCCGUCAAGUCCGCAGCCUCUUAG
Molecule: messenger RNA, 2988 nt
Organism: Colletotrichum gloeosporioides
Lineage: Eukaryota; Fungi; Ascomycota; Sordariomycetes; Glomerellales; Glomerellaceae
Product: Protein CASP
Exons: 6
Coding region: 1-2988 (995 amino acids)
Biological process (GO): intra-Golgi vesicle-mediated transport
Cellular component (GO): Golgi membrane
Source: RefSeq, a predicted model, not a curated record